Messenger RNA from Colletotrichum scovillei, 2781 nucleotides. RefSeq lists its product as uncharacterized. The coding region runs from base 1023 to 2492 and encodes 489 amino acids. Gene Ontology annotation, molecular function: succinate-CoA ligase (ADP-forming) activity. The record is from RefSeq and is a predicted model, not a curated record. The transcript has 2 exons. Gene Ontology annotation, biological process: succinyl-CoA metabolic process; tricarboxylic acid cycle. NCBI's taxonomy places the organism in Eukaryota, Fungi, Ascomycota, Sordariomycetes, Glomerellales, Glomerellaceae. Gene Ontology annotation, cellular component: succinate-CoA ligase complex.
AGAGCUUGCGAGAGAUUCUCACAGGUCUCUGGUUCCAAUGCACCUCACUGCACCGCACAACCACAACACGCACCACCCCAAAACUUUUUGGCGUGGUCCCUUAGCUCCCUCAAGGUGCAUAGGUGAAAAUCCACCGAUUUUCAAAGCCACCAAAACACGAUCCCGGUCGGUACCUGGGCGCGCUUCGUUGCCCCAAGAUGUACCUGCCGUCCCUCUCCCGUCACUUUCUCACCCCUCCCCCUCCCACCACACCACCGUCACUCACACAAACACACACACCCACCCUCCCCUCCUUCGUCCGCUCUUCCUGCUCUUCCUCUCCCCGAAGUCCCAGCAACAAAUAAUCCCUGGGAGCUUCGACAGAAUCCAAAAUUUUGAAAGGCUGACGAUCUUCUCCCUCUCUCUCCACGCACCAGCACAGCUUCUCUCCUUCCACUCCAUUCCUCCCACUCCCCAAUCCAUACUUCUCCUUCAACCUCGCCGCUUCUUUCUUCCCUCACACACCGCUCUGCUUGACUUGACUCGACUCGACUUCGAUUCGACCUCCGAUUCCUGACAUUCACUUGAUUUCAGGUCUUCACCACAACUUCGUCCCCAGACUUCGACUUCGUCGCCUGGUUGCACUUGCUCCCUCUCUCUCUCGGUACGUUCUCACUGCAGCCAAACACUCCUCCAAAGCUCAAUCUUGUCGCCUCGUCUUUCCCCCCAUCCCAGUUGAGUCUCCAGUUGGAUCGUGAAUGCCCCUCUUCCAGAGCUCGGCGCGAACAUCUUGAGCCUUCCGCUUGCUUGCCGUGGUGACACUUGCCGCCCACGGAGCUCCUUCCCAGAAGCUCAGCCAGCUGAAAGAAAGUCUACUGCCGGCUGACGGGUAGCGGAACUCCAAACUCCAACUCCGAGCCACACAAAUAUACUUGGUUUUCCAAAAGCAAUCGCUGACCAGUCCGCUCCCAAUUCAGGCCAAAUAAAGCAGGGAAAAGAAGUCUCAAGAAAACUCACCUCUUUCUUACCUCACAACCGCCAGAAUGUCCGCCAAGUCCAUCCUCGAGGCCGACGGCAAGGCCAUCCUCAACUACCACCUCACCCGCGCUCCCGUCAUCAAGGCCUCUCCUCUUCCCGUCCCCACCAAGCACAACCCUCCCCCCAGGUUGUGCUCUCUGCACUUCCCCGAGGAUGCCAACGUCGAGGAUGUCCUCAACCAGGCCGAGGUCACCUACCCCUGGGUUCUCCAGCCCGGUGUCAAGUUCGUCGCCAAGCCCGAUCAAUUGAUCAAGCGCCGUGGCAAGAGCGGUCUCCUGGCCCUCAACAAGACCUGGCCCGAGGCUCGCGCCUGGAUCGCCGAGCGUGCUGGUAAGGAGCAGAAGGUCGAGACCGUCACUGGUGUCCUGCGCCAAUUCCUCGUCGAGCCCUUCGUUCCUCACCCCCAAGACACCGAGUACUACAUCAACAUCAUGUCUGUCAGAGAUGGCGACUGGAUUCUCUUCACCCACGAGGGCGGUGUUGAUGUCGGUGAUGUUGACGCCAAGGCUGAGAAGCUCUUGAUUCCCGUCGACCUUUCACAAUACCCUUCCAACGACGAGAUCGCCGCGUCUCUGUUGAAGAAGGUCCCCAAGGGUGUUCACAACGUGCUGGUUGACUUCAUCACCCGGUUGUACGCCGUCUACGUCGAGUGCCAGUUCACCUACCUCGAGAUCAACCCCCUCGUUGUCAUCCCCAACGAGGAUGCCACCUCCGCCUCUGUGCACUUCCUCGAUCUUGCUGCCAAGCUUGACCAGACUGCCGACUUCGAGUGCGGUGUCAAGUGGGCUAUUGCCCGCUCCCCUGCUGCUCUCGGCCUGACCAACGUCGCCGCCGCCAACGGCGAGAAGGUCAACAUCGAUGCCGGCCCGCCGAUGGAGUUCCCCGCUCCCUUCGGUCGUGAGCUGACCAAGGAGGAGGCCUACAUUGCCGACCUUGACGCCAAGACCGGUGCCUCCCUGAAGCUUACCGUCCUCAACCCCAACGGACGUAUCUGGACUCUGGUCGCUGGUGGUGGUGCUUCCGUCGUCUACGCCGAUGCCAUUGCCUCUUCCGGUUUUGCCGACGAGCUCGCCAACUACGGUGAGUACUCCGGUGCUCCCACCGAGUCUCAGACCUACCACUACGCCCGCACCGUCCUCGACCUCAUGCUCCGCGCUCCCCUGACCGACGAGGGCAAGGUCCUCUUCAUCGGUGGUGGUAUUGCCAACUUCACCAACGUCGCCAGCACAUUCAAGGGUGUCAUCCGCGCCCUCCGCGACUACGCCAAGCAGCUCAACGAGCACAAGGUCCAGAUCUGGGUCCGUCGUGCCGGCCCCAACUACCAGGAGGGUCUCAAGAACAUGAAGGCUGCCACCCAAGAACUUGGCCUGAACGCCAAGAUCUUCGGCCCUGAGAUGCACGUCUCCGGUAUCGUGCCCCUGGCCCUCGUCCCCGGCAGAUGGGAGGCCAGCGGUGCUGAGGAGUUCAGAGGUUAAACGGUAUAAAUGAAAUGAAAUAUGUGUGUUUGGGGGGGUGGACUUGGAGAGCCAUAGUUCUGGUAUCACGGGUUUAGACGAAAGGAAAGUUUUUGCCUGGUACUUGGAAUGGCAUCUUGCCCACUUUCUUGUACGCUUGCAAAGUUUACGGUGUUUAUGACGGCUGGUGCAACAAAUGCUCUUGACAGGAAGGUCGAGGGCCGGGUCCUUGUAUCGUAUGUAUGGAGGGCAUGGUCGACGAUCAGAUGAGCAAAUAAUUAGACGCUCUGUAAUGUGAUCUUGACUAGAG